AAGAAGAGAGACGGAGAGUGAAGGCGGAGGAAGAGACCGAGAAAGAGAGAGAGAGAGAUGAUACCGCAGCAAUGGACGCCGCCGUGUGGGAGCAAAUGCACGCAAAAGUACUCAGCUUUUACGCAGAUUGCAUGGAGAGUAUUCUGCAAAAAGGGAUGUGAUGCUGACAGUGACUCAUGGGAAGAUUGUGUAGGAGACUGCAGUGAAAUAUGCUACAAAGAUCCUGUGGUAAAAGACAUACCAUGGACUGCUGUUAUAGAUCGUUCCCCUGGAGAUGCCAAAUACUCUGAGGAAUGUUUUCACGCAUGUGUUGCUGGCUGUGGUUACAAGUUUGAUGUUGAAGCUGAGAAAGUCAAUAAGGUGAAACCAAUCAGACCACCACCACCACCACCAAAGCCACAACCAAUACCACGAUCUCAAAGACCAAUGAAGUCUCCUAGUGAGGAUGUUCCAGCAUCUUCCGCUUGAUAUGAAUCACAAACCACCAUCAAAGGCUAACAAUGGAAACUCCUCAAUUUUUGGUAUCUAACAUGUCAGGGAGUAUUAAUGUUCAAAAGUAGCCAACUCAAAACAAUUGGUCCAUAAGCAUUUUCUUGAUAGUUUGUAAUGGGAGAUUGGAGAGUAUAUUAGUGGGACUCGUCCCGUGGAUGUCCUCAUGAUUUUUUUGGUCACUAAUAACGCAUAUUAAUGAAAUAGAAACAUCACAAACAGCUCGAGUUUAUUACUAAAAUUAAAAAAUUAUUCCCUAUUA
Capsella rubella is the source of this 751-nucleotide messenger RNA. RefSeq lists its product as uncharacterized. The coding region runs from base 58 to 468 and encodes 136 amino acids. The transcript has 5 exons. NCBI's taxonomy places the organism in Eukaryota, Viridiplantae, Streptophyta, Magnoliopsida, Brassicales, Brassicaceae. The record is from RefSeq and is a predicted model, not a curated record.